GCACCGCGCGCAUACCACGUAUACCACGUACCGCGACCCCCAAUUCGCCUUGCCGCCCAUGUCUGAGACCCAUUCGACGCUGCUGUACGGAGGAGUGACCGCGCUGGUCGUCGGGCUGUCUAUCUUUGGCUGGCGCCGUUCGCGGGGCGGCAGGACGUAUCCGCCGGGACCGCCGGCACACCCCCUCUUGGGCAACCUCAAGGAUAUACCGACGGGCGGGUCUGAAUGGCUCGCGUACGAGCAGCUGGGCAAGCGCAUCGGAAGCGACGUGAUCUACAUGACGGCUCUCGGAUCGCAUCUGCUGGUCCUGAACUCGUUCGAGGCCGCGAGAGAUCUGUUGGAUAAGAAGGGAUCGCUGUACUCCUCUCGGCCGCGCCUGGUCAUGAUCAAGGAGAUGAUGGGAUGGGACUGGAACCUCAUUUUGAUGUCUUACGGAAAGCUGUUCACGGCCUAUCGUCGAGUCGUCCAGCAAGAAUUUUCGGCCCCCGUCGUCGCGGAUCGGUAUCGCCCGGUGAUCACGCGAGAGGUCCAUAACAUGCUAGGCCAGCUCUUGCGCGCGCCCGAGGGGCUCGUCAAACACUUGAAAACAAUGGCGGGCGCGGUCAUCAUGAUGGUCACGUACGGCCACCAGGUCACCUCCAUGGACGACGAGUUCGUCAAGCUCGCCGAGCAGGUUCGCGAACACGGCGAGAAGACGCCGGGGAGCAACAUCGUGGAUAUCUUCCCGUUCAUGAAGUACAUCCCUGCUUGGUUCCCUGGCGCCGGGUUCAAGCGCGAGGCUAUGCUCAAGUACAGGCUCGCGAUGGAGAUGCGGACGGCUCCGUACGCGGAGGUGAUGAGCCGUAUGGCUGCUGGGACCGCGGUGCCGUGCAUGGUCAGCCGCCUGAUGCAGGAAGACCUGCCGAACGAGAACGUCGACAAGGGCGAGUUCGUCAAGAACUGCGGAGGCGUCGUGUACAGCGCUGGGGCUGAUACCACUGUCGCGGCGUUGGCGAACUUUUUCCUGGCUAUGACGCUGUACCCCGACGUCCAAGCGCGCGCGCAGAAAGAGCUCGAUGAAGUGAUCACAAGGGAUCGUCUGCCGACGUUCGAAGACCGCCAGCGUCUGCCAUAUCUGAACAAUGUGGUCAAGGAGAGCCUGCGCUGGAAGCCUGUCGCUCCUCUAGCUGUACCCCAUUCUUCGAUCGAAGAUGACGAAUACCGUGGAGGCUACAUCCCGAAGGACACAACUGUGCUGCCUAACAUAUACGCGAUGCUGCACGACGAAGCGCACUACAAGAACCCUAACGAGUUCGACCCGGACCGCUACCUGCCCACGAGCGACAACCCCGAGGGAGAGCCGGAUCCGUCCCGUGCCGCGUUCGGUUUCGGGAGACGCAUCUGCCCCGGCCGCUUUUUCGCCGACGACUCGCUCUUCCUCACCAUCUCGUCCGCGCUGCACGUAUUCUCUAUCAAGAAGCCGGACGGGUCCAAGGGCGUCGAGAGCGUCACCUGGAGUUCCGGCUUGGUCAGCCUUCCGUCACCGUUCCCAUUCGCGAUAGUACCGCGGUUCGCGGGCGCGCCCGACCUCCUGAACGUCUCUGAACCGGUCUAAAGUUGGGGGCGCGAGAGAGCUCGAGCUAUUGGCUGCUCGUCACCUUCCCCCCUGGUUCUCUCUUUGUUCUGAUACACGUUCUUUAUGUGUGCAUCUUAUCAAGUCUGAUGAAUCCCAUGUUGUGAAG
Messenger RNA from Punctularia strigosozonata HHB-11173 SS5, 1721 nucleotides. RefSeq names its product cytochrome P450. Gene Ontology annotation, molecular function: monooxygenase activity; iron ion binding; oxidoreductase activity, acting on paired donors, with incorporation or reduction of molecular oxygen. Bases 59 to 1594 code for a protein of 511 amino acids. Lineage: Eukaryota; Fungi; Basidiomycota; Agaricomycetes; Corticiales; Punctulariaceae. The record is from RefSeq and is a predicted model, not a curated record. The transcript has 12 exons.